AUGGAGAGAGAUUUGCAAUUAGGAAUGAAGUGCUUGAACUUAAAGAAGGGUAAAAACGCUUCUAAUGGCUCCAAUGGAAAAAUUGAAUCACAUCUUGAACAAAACUCUGAGAGUGUUAAUCGGGAUCCGUCUAUAUUCAUGGGAGCACAAGGUGUAGGUAUAUCCGUUUAUGUCUUGUAUUAUAAGGAUAAAAGAAAAGGAUUUCAAAGCUUCAUCAUAAGGAUAAGAUUCAUAGUUUCUUUAGCCAUGGAAAACAGUGCUACUACAUUGUUGAAUUCUUCCCUCCAUGAGAGUACUGUGUCCUCAUCUUCUUUUACUACUUUGCUGAGCUUCUUAUCCACACUUGUUGUCAUGGCAUUUGCCUUGUAUCAACUCUUCAAAUUCCUAUUUCUAGGCAACGAGAAAGCGAAGCAACCCCCUCUCCCACCCCUCCUGCUCAAACCCUGGCCUAUUCUGGGAAGCCUCCCUGAAAUGGUUUUGAACAAGCCCACAUUUCGAUGGAUACUUGAGCUCAUGAAAGAAAUUAAUACUGAUAUUGCUUGUAUCCGCUUCGGAAAUGUGCAUGUAAUUCCCGUCACUUGUCCUGAAAUCAGUCGCCAAAUCUUGAAAGAACAGGACGCGGUUUUUGCUUCAAGACCCAUUAGUAUGUCCACCGAUGUCACCACCAAAGGCUACUUAACAACAGCUCUUGUGCCCUUGGGAGAUCAAUGGAAAAAAAUGAAGAAAAUCCUGCUCAUUGAUUUGCUUUCCCCAACCAGACAUCGUUGGCUUCAUGAAAAAAGGGUUGAAGAAGCUGAUCAUCUUGUGCGUUAUGUGUAUAACCUAUGCAAGACUUCUGAUAAAGGCGGCCUGGUGAACGUGAGGGUGGCUUCACAACAAUAUUGCGGCAAUGUGCCGAGGAAGCUGUUUUUCAACAGGAGGUUCUUUGGGGAGGGUAAGGAGGAUGGAGGACCAGGGUUUGAGGAAGAAGAGCACGUGAGUGCCCUUUUCACUAUUCUUGCUUAUCUUUAUUCGUUUUGCCUAUCUGAUUACAUUCCAUGCUUGAGAGGGCUUGAUCUGGAUGGCCAUGAGAAAGUUAUGGACGAGGUUCUUCAGAUUGUUGGAAAAUACCAUGAUCCCAUAAUCGAAAAGAGGAUUCAACAGUGGGAAAAAGGCGAGAAGAAGGGUGUGGAAGACUUGCUAGAUGUCUUGAUUACUUUGAGAGAUGACAAUGAUAAGCCUGUGCUCAUAGAGGAAGAGAUCAAGGCUCAAAUUACAGAAUUUAUGAUUGCAACGGUAGAUAAUCCGUCCAAUGCUUUUGAAUGGGCACUUGCUGAGAUGCUUAACCAACCCGAGAUACUUGAGAAAGCCACAAUGGAAAUAGAUAGCGUUGUUGGAAGGGAGAGACUAGUCCAAGAAUCUGAUUUUCCCAAACUCAACUAUGUCAAGGCAUGCGCCAGGGAAGCCUUUAGGCUCCAUCCGAUUGCACCUUUCAAUGUUCCGCACGUGUCCGUUGCUGAUACAACCGUUGCCAAUUACUUUAUCCCCAAAGGUAGCCAUGUGCUUCUUAGCCGUACAGCUCUGGGUCGGAACCCUAAAGUAUGGGAUGAGCCACUCAAGUACAAGCCAGAGCGGCACCUGAAGGAGGAUGGAUCACCAGUGUCGCUAAAUGAGGCAGAUCUGCGUUUCAUAUCGUUCAGCACUGGAAUGCGUGGAUGCAAGGGUAUCCUGCUAGGGACUUCCAUGACUGUGAUGCUAUUUGCAAGGCUGCUGCAAUGUUUCAGUUGGAGCAUCCCACCUAAUGAGAAAACCAUCAAUCUAACUGAGGCAAAGGAAAAUCUGUUUCUUGCAAAACCGUUGGUUGUAGUUGCAAAGCCCAGGCUUCCCUCUAAUGUGUAUCCCGCUUAA
Molecule: messenger RNA, 1887 nt
Organism: Durio zibethinus
Lineage: Eukaryota; Viridiplantae; Streptophyta; Magnoliopsida; Malvales; Malvaceae
Product: phenylalanine N-monooxygenase CYP79D16-like
Molecular function (GO): oxidoreductase activity, acting on paired donors, with incorporation or reduction of molecular oxygen; iron ion binding; monooxygenase activity
Source: RefSeq, a predicted model, not a curated record